This is a messenger RNA of Petromyzon marinus (sea lamprey), 970 nucleotides long. RefSeq lists its product as uncharacterized. The record is from RefSeq and is a predicted model, not a curated record. Lineage: Eukaryota; Metazoa; Chordata; Hyperoartia; Petromyzontiformes; Petromyzontidae.
GGUAACGCCCCCCACCUUGACGUCACUCCCUCGCCACUGCUAUGUCACUGUGACGUCACUCGCAUCACCUUCGUCGUCGAGAGAGACGCACAGCAGCUCGCAGGCAACGAUGGCGGAUCCCGAGGAGCUACUUAGCCUCUUUUAGAAAAUGUUGUUCCACUUCUUCAGCGCUGGAGGAGGAGAAGACCGAGAUGUCGUCGGAAAUCCCUGCGACAGCUGCCCUUGCGAACUGCCCCCUACCGCCAACUCGAAGGGCCUCGACGCGCUGAUGGCCGCGAUGGUCACGUUCACGGCGGCGUCCGUGAUAUUCUUGGCCAUCCUCUUUGUCUAUGCCCGCAACAGCUACAGAUACGAACGACGGGAGAAUGCGGAGCUCCUUCUGCUGGUGGAAAUGAAGCGUCGCCAGCUCAAGGAACUGAAGACCCAGACGACCUUCCUGAAGAAAGCCACGGCCAUGGUGUCCACCAACACGACCACUAUCGCCAAUGCCACCCCAGCUGCCACAUGCAGUAUUGCCACUGCCCCUGAGGUUGCUGCUGGGAGGAUCAUCGCAACCAACACCAACAACACCACCACCCUGGCUGCUGCUGCUGACACGUCAUUUACACCCACCAACACACCGGCUGGAGUUGGUAGAUCUAGUGCCACAUCGGCGGCUGCUGCCGGCAGCUCCAAAGCCGCCACCACAACCUCGGCUGCUCCUGGCAGCUCCAAAGCCGCCACCACAACCUCACAUGCUCCUGGCAGCUCCCUCGCCGCCACUUCCACCAACCCAACUGAUGCCAGGAGAUGCAACGCUGCCACCACGGCUGCUCCUGGCUGCUCCCUCGCCGACACCACUGCCACCCCGGCUGCUGCCGGGAGAUGCAAUGCUGGCACCCCGACUGUGGCCAGGAGUUCCACCACAAUCGACAUGGGUGCCACCACACCCCCCAGCCAUCGAAAAAACCAAGUUUCACAAAUUCCGUAA